CGCGAGCUUUCCUCCAUACCAAUUGGAGAAGAAGCUUAUCCGGACGGUUUUGAGAUUGCGAAUGGUCAAACUUUGCUGGAGUAGUCGCAGAUGAAAAAGAGAAGCAAUAACUUACUUACAGAAGUAAGAUGGAAGAGUCACUGGACUCAACAAGUGGAUCUAACCGGAUCGGGGGAUGCCGCCCACGUGCCCAACGCAAGGGGGAAGGAAGACUUGAUCCCUCAGGCAUCUCUCCGUUGGAUCAAUCAAUCAAUCAAUUAUUAUCAGUUCCUUCACAGAGGGUAUCUGCGCUCCCAGCAUCCAUCUUCUGCCUCCGAAGCAUACGACCUCUGAUGACGCGUACCACACGGAGCACAUGGAACGACGACAUACGGUGGAUCGACGUGGAGGACAGAAACGAGGAUAAGCGGAAGAGAACCAAUGGGCUAGCCAGCGAGAAAUCCAUCACGAGAGAGUAUAUAUACAGCACCGCGUCAACGCUGAAGAUCUUCGAAGCUGAAAAGUAUAACGGGAACUUCCUAUUCAGAGUCUCUUUAUACAGCGACUCUCGGAUCGGCGCAAUUCCCUUGGGCACAGCAUUUGGUUGCGGCCACUACCCCGACUCUACAACGCGCACAUCAAACUACCUUCAAAGCGAUUGGGUGGGAUACAUCGUAACAAGAAUACAAGAGUUCCUCAACAGUCUGCGGCUAUUACUUCACGGCCGGUUUGAGGGUAUCACGAGAAUCAUGUUGUGCGGGUGGAAAGCUGUUCAUGCCGCAUGGAUCGUAUAAUGUAAACCCUGAUUUGUCUAUAUUGCCAGCAGAAAAUCGCUGAGUGGCCGUCAGCACAU
Aspergillus alliaceus is the source of this 832-nucleotide messenger RNA. RefSeq lists its product as uncharacterized. The record is from RefSeq and is a predicted model, not a curated record. The transcript has 3 exons. NCBI's taxonomy places the organism in Eukaryota, Fungi, Ascomycota, Eurotiomycetes, Eurotiales, Aspergillaceae. The coding region runs from base 129 to 773 and encodes 214 amino acids.